This is a messenger RNA of Microbotryum saponariae, 2898 nucleotides long. The record is from the annotation of a GenBank genome assembly. NCBI's taxonomy places the organism in Eukaryota, Fungi, Basidiomycota, Microbotryomycetes, Microbotryales, Microbotryaceae.
AUGAGCGUCGUCCAGACGAACGUGUUUGCUCCUCGCUUCGACUCGACGACGGCGAGCAACACGGUCGCCCCUCCGACGCGAAGUGUGUCCGAGCUGCUCACGUCCAGACCAGCGUCGUGCUCGUCGCUGCCGCCGUCUCAGCACUAUGUCGUAUUUUGCAAGGCGAGUCGUGGCGAAAUCCGCUCUUCUCAAUCCCUCGCUGACCCUGUAUUAAUCCCUCCUUUCGAUAGCAGAUCGUGUUGCAGAGGCGGCUACGCAACAUGUUUGGCCUGACCGGCUUCGCGGCCUAUUGUCUGCUCUUGCUCGCCGUGUUUGAUCCCAAACAACUUCCAGGUUUGUCAGGGUCAGGAGAGAAAAAGCUGCUCGCGUUAUGUGCUCACUAUCAUCUCGUCUUGUUCGCAGGCUCGCUCGUCAACUUUGGUCCGGUGUUGCUCUUCUCCCCCGUCGUCUUCUUCGGCGCACUCCCGCUCUUCAUACAUCGCAAGAGCACCAUCAGCAGUCAGUUUCAAACACCUGGUACUCUUAUGAGUAUAUCGCUCCAGUCCUGACCUCUAUAGCACCCGAUCUGCUUCUCCAAAGCCGCGAUCCCAUCAGCUUCGACCCCAUUCGCUCAACUCGAGUCGCUGCGACGGCCGAAUGCCGUCACGACCUUGAUCGUCUACCUCGUCGCCGUUGCACCCAUUCACUUCUCCUACGUGUGGUGCACGAGCUAUACAUCCCGCGAACCGCGGCUCGGAUGGUUGUUCUAUCACUCUGGGUCGGUCAGCGUUUUCCGCUGCGAAAGAUGCCUGAGCAUUGGCCUGACCCAUGCUAUCACCCUUCAUCAGUCGUGAUGCGUACCAAAUCAACGAGAGGCGGAUACUGUUGCUGCUGUUGCAUCUCACCCUCGCUGCCUGUGCAACCUUCGACCACGUCGUCAACUCAAAGUCGAGGGUUCAGUUUGAUGAUGGAUCGGCGGUCAGUAGGGGUCCAACAGUCGUGGUCGGUGUAGAAGUCAACAAGUUCAAACUUGUGAUCUCGUUUCACACAGCGUCCUAUCCCGCAACGGUUGGCGAAAAGAGCUCAAGCUAGACUCCCCACCGUUAUGCGCUCCGUCCUCAUAAGCAACGCCCUCUUCUACUCGAGCUACAUCGUCCUGCGCCGGCCAGUGCUCAAGUUUUUCGUCGUUAACUUUGCUGGACCUUGGGCAAGGUCGGUAGAUGGACUACAACGAUGUUCAGGCAGGGGGAUUGCUCAACUCACAUCAUCAUCACUUGCGCUACAGACCGUACCUCUACUCACUCCUCAAGCACAACGCAGCCUUUUCGCUCACCCUCGCCAGUCGGUCGCUGAUGAGCUCGCUGCUCGUCUUUGGUGUCUGGGAGGCGGCUCACGUCUGCUUCGACGUGUAUGCGAGUCAAGUGAGUCUAUCGCGGGUAGAAGUCUCGGUUUAUGGGAGUCAUCUCAUCAAUCCGCUUUAUCUGCCUGGAUUCUCAGCCCCUCAACAUCUCGCAUUUCUCGGUCAACCCCAACCAAUGUCUCUUGUCGGGUCUUCGGAAUACGGAUGCAUACUAUCAGGUGAGACGCACGAGUGUCGACAAGUGGUCUUGCCAAUCGACUGAUCCUUCCCUGUCGGGUUUUCAUUAAAGCAAUUCGCCUUCCUCGAGCUCGAGAACAUCACCCUGACGAGUCCAGAGAGGAGAAAGGCCAUCUUCACCGACAUCAAAGCCGACAAUGCUCAAAGAGGAGCAUGGGCCGAGAUCUCGAGGGAGUGCUUGUUGCUGAUCGGGAAGGAGUUGCAAAGGGCAAAGGGGAGAGGCAAGGUGCAGAGUAAGUUUGUGUGGUGCUGCAGUAGGCGCAAAUCACACAGGCUGACGAUAAAAUCUCGCAGGCCCGCCGUCCACAACAUCGAGUCCAUCAACCUCGACUCCGACCUCAAGUCAUUCCGGCUCGAGCGUCCCCGUACGCAACGAGAACGUCUUCCAGCCGACGAAGAAGACAUUCCUUGAUACUCUCGCUGGACCAUCCUCGGCACCAGCACCUACGGCUAGAUCGACAGGCGUUUCGACGACCUCUUCUUCCUUGUCUACAUCGACGACGACUUCUCGAGUGCCUUCCAUCUUCCAAACGCCGACGACAGCUGCGACGUCGUCGAUCUCUGCAGCGGGGUCAUCAGUUGCUUCCGCCGUUUCGGGAACGCUCUCGUCGUCGACGAUUAGCGCUACCAAGUCUUUGGAAGCGAGAUUGAGCUCUUGGAUCCCCACGCCUUGGCAAGGGUCGAUGUUCACGACGCUGCCGACACAUGUCGUGGACGUGUGCGUUGCAAGGAGGAGAGAGGUCGUUGGUGCGAUACAUGGUGAGUGCACCCGAUGCGCUUCGUCGUCGUCGUGCGCUGCAUUACUUACACAAUUUACCUACACAGCUCUCUCCAAUCUCCUAUGCGCUUCACUGAAGGAAGACACGUACGGCGUCGCGCAACGCGACAUCCCACGCGUGCUCGAGGCUUUCGUCCUCUACCUCAACACAUUGGACGUCCUCGCUUCCAGUCUGUCAAGCACCGCGGAGGCAAGCAGUAGUAAAAAAGCGAAGGAGCAGCUACAGACGAGGAUCUCGGAAUCGAUUGGGCAGGUCCAAUUAGGUAGGUGAAGAUGAGCCCGCAGCCUCACAAUCAGGUGCUUCUUUGUGCUGACCGUGUCUGCGGCGUCAAUACCCAUACCUACAGCUUUGAGGGAAGGGAUUCGAGAGAUCCUAGCGGAGUUCGAGCCGUUCCUUGCUACUGAAUUCCGUGAGCCCCUUGAAGACCCGAGACGUCGAGUCGAGUUGCCGCCUUGCGGAUGCUAACUUUAGGAAUUCCUUUGGUUCUCAGGUUUCCCGACCAAUGUUGCGCAUCGAUUGCAGCUAAUUGCGGAUUGGGGUUGA